Molecule: messenger RNA, 861 nt
Organism: Microstroma glucosiphilum
Lineage: Eukaryota; Fungi; Basidiomycota; Exobasidiomycetes; Microstromatales; Microstromataceae
Product: phosphoglycerate mutase-like protein
Exons: 2
Coding region: 1-861 (286 amino acids)
Source: RefSeq, a predicted model, not a curated record
AUGACCUUUGCGUCUUCGAAUCUCUCUCCUACUGGACGUCCGCGGGAUCCCGUCUUGACUGCUCAUGGCAUUGAUCAGGUGAAGCAGCUAGCAGACUACUUUGUCUCCUUGCCUCCAGAGAAACGACCGCAGAUGAUCGUCUCCAGUCCAUACUACCGGUGUGUGCAGACGGCUGGGCCGAGCGCAGAGAAGCUCGGGUUGGACAUCCAUAUUGAGCCUGGCAUCAUCGAGUGGUUCCCUAGAGCUGCCAAGGGUAGUGGCUUCCAUCCUCUGCCCAUGCGAGUAGAGACGGUCUCUCGUUACUCUCCUCGCGUCGCUGCAAAGUCCAAGUGGUCGCCUCUAGCUCAUCCCUUCCGGCGCGGAGAGAACAUUCAGGAAGUGCACGCAAGGGCCCGGAGAGCUCUAGGCUUGAUUAUCGAGCGCUGUGAACAAAUGGGGGUGCAGAGAGUAUUGCUCGUCAGUCAUGCUGCGACGGUCAUUGCUAUGGGCAGAGCACUGAUGGAGCGGGAAGGGGAGGAGACGACAGAUUGGGAGACGGGAGAGGGCAUUCGUAUUGGAGCUGGUACCGCAAGUCUCAGUCUAUACGUCAGGGGUGAGCAAGCCCGGAAACUUCAUGGCCUCGAGGGCCCGGGAGAAGAGGGCGUCUGGCAACAAGUGCUCAAUGGAUCGGCGGAUCACCUACCGCAAGGGGUAGAGAGGGAAUGGACCUUCGACGAUAUACCCGGCAACGUCGAGGAGCCAGGAAUGGGAGUCGGAUGGAAAGACGAGGAGGCUCUGGAAGAAGCUGAGUUGGACCGCCUAGAGUAUGCAAUGGUCAAGAGCGGCUCGACAACAACUAUCUCAUCUAAAGCGCAUAUGUAA